AUGGCUCCUUAUGAGGCUCUUUAUGGGAGGCAUUGUCGGUCUCUAAUUUGUUGGUUUGAACCAACUGAAGUGGAGUUGUUGGGUCCAGAUUCAGUUCAUGAAGCAAUUGAGAAGGUUAAUCUUAUUGUGCAAUGGCUCAAGACAGCUCAGAGUCGACAGAAGUCCUAUACCGAUAUGAGGCGGCGUGAGCUAGAGUUUUCUGUCGGUGACAAGGUGUUCUUGAAAGUGUCGCUGAUGAAGGAAGUAAUGCGAUUUGGUAAAAAGGGGAAACUCAGUCCCCGUUUCAUUGGCCCUUACGAGAUUGUUAGGAAAAUUGGAACGGUGGCUUAUGAAUUGAAAUUGCCAUCCGAUAUGGCCAUGGUGCACCCUGUGUUUCACGUUUUGAUGUUGAGGUUGUACAAACCUGAUCCUUCCCAUGUGUUGAACAAUGAAGAGAUUGAAAUUAAUGAAGGGUUAACCUAUGAAAAAAAACUAGUUCAGAUUCUAGAUCGUCAAGUUCGAAGGUUAAGGAUGAAGGACGUGGCAUCGGUUAAAGUGUUGUGGCGAAACCAUAAUACUGAGGAAGCUACUUGGGAAGCAGAGGAGGACAUGAAGAAGACAUAUCCCCACUUGUUCCCUAUGGCAG
Messenger RNA from Lycium ferocissimum, 625 nucleotides. RefSeq lists its product as uncharacterized. The record is from RefSeq and is a predicted model, not a curated record. The annotation marks the transcript as partial. The transcript has a single exon. Lineage: Eukaryota; Viridiplantae; Streptophyta; Magnoliopsida; Solanales; Solanaceae.